AACACUAAUUCACACGUCAAAAGUGUUCAAGGUUACAGCUGUGCGCAUGUUUUUUGAAACGAUAAAUUAAAAUUGUAAUUAGUCUAGUCUCAGAAUUUCAUGUGGAAAAGGUUCCUCCGGCCGUUCUCCGAUUAUAUUAAUAAAAUGUUGCCUGAAGUUGUUUUCGUGUUAGGUGCUCCCGGUGCCGGCAAAGGCACACAGUGUUCCUUUAUUUCCAAAGAAUUUGGAUUCGUUCAUCUCUCUGCUGGGGAUUUACUGCGCGAGGAGCGUCAGAGGCCCGGGUCUGAAUACGGAGAAAUGAUCGAGGAGAAGAUCCGGAACGGCGAGAUCGUUCCCGUCGAGGUUACAUGUUCGCUCAUACAUAAAGCGAUGCAGAAGUCCGGUAAGACGAGGUUUUUGAUCGACGGCUUCCCUCGUAAUAAAGAUAAUUUAGACGGCUGGGAGCGCGUCAUGUCUGACAAAACCAAAUUGCUGUUUGUGCUGUUCUUCGAGUGCUGUCGGGAUCUAUGCACGGAGCGCUGCCUGGGGCGCGGCGCGGCGGGCAGCGGUCGCUCCGACGACAACCUUGAAAGUCUUCAAAAGAGGUUCAAUACAUACCUCAAUGCUACCAUGCCUAUCAUAGAACAUUAUGAGCACAAGGGACUGGUGCACCGAGUGAAUGCGGAAUCAGCCCCAGAGGUUGUGUUUGAGGAUGUCAAAAAACUAUUCAAUAAAUUAGACCGGAUAGACAAUUAAAACAGCAGUAGACUAACUACUCUUUAUUCUUUUACUUUUAAGCAUACUAGCAGCUUAAGAUUAAAAUGUCAAAUAAAGUUGUAAAGAACAAAAGAAGAUGAACUAUCAUUAAUUUUAUGAUCAUACAUGCUUAUUUAUUAAUCUGUUAGGAAAAUAAUUCAGCACACAAUGAAACUUCUGAUAUGUGUAAUCUAUAGACAUUAUUGUAUAAAAAAUCAAGAAUCAUGUUAUAAUAUUAAUAGUUUGAAUAGCAACAAGGCAAGAUUGCCAUGAACUAAAAGACCUUCACCAUAAUAGCAUUGGUUGGCAUUAUUAUUUUUUACUGUGCAUUGCCUACUAAGGUCAAAAGUUAUAUUUCUCAGUCACUGUUAGCUUUAAUAAUGCAAUGCACUAUACUAUGUGUUUCAAUUAAGAAGAGCUUCACCAUAAUAUGAAACUUGUACUUAAAUUAGAGAUUUCUUUCUUUUACUUUUUUCACAAAUUUUAUAGGUAUUUUUGUUGGUUUUAUUUAAACAUGUUAAAUCAUUAUAUUAUCAAGUAAAAACUCCUUGUUCUAUUGAAACCUGACAACUUGUUGCAGGAGUCUUGUUUGAAACAUAUAGUACAGGAUACCUAGUGUAAAUUUUCUUGGAAGUAAACCUUCCAAGUUUAUACCAAUCGAAAUUGAUAAGAUUAAGUCAAUUUUCGUCUUCAAUUAUGUACUUGUAAAACGAUGUCAACUUUGAAUCCAUGUUUCAUGAACAAGUAGAUUAAAACCCUUAUCUAUAUUAUAAAGCUCUAUUGUGAAAUUAUUGCGAUAAGUUUAAAGCAGUGCAUUUCCAAGUUAUAGUAGGAAGUUAUGUAUUAUAUGUAAAUAAAGACCAAAGUUUAAUGAACCAA
Molecule: messenger RNA, 1614 nt
Organism: Maniola jurtina (meadow brown)
Lineage: Eukaryota; Metazoa; Arthropoda; Insecta; Lepidoptera; Nymphalidae
Gene: Dak1
Product: UMP-CMP kinase
Exons: 1
Coding region: 100-735 (211 amino acids)
Biological process (GO): 'de novo' pyrimidine nucleobase biosynthetic process; UDP biosynthetic process; CDP biosynthetic process
Cellular component (GO): cytoplasm; nucleus
Molecular function (GO): ATP binding; UMP kinase activity
Source: RefSeq, a predicted model, not a curated record